UAAUUAAGAUGGCAGCAUAUGUAAAAGUCUCUCGUUGAAACUAGGCAUGUCUAUGGGUAAAAAAUGUAGUUGCAUCACAGUUGAGUUUUGCUGUUCUUCUAGUUGAUUGUUUAUAUGGCAAGUUGAUGUAACUUGGUGAAAGUUGAUUGUCAAACUCUCAAACAUGGAAGAAAUAAUCAAUCGUUUAAAUGAUAUUAAAAUUACUGAGGGAUCCAAAGAAACAUACAAUGAAUCAGCUGGAAAAAUGGUUAAUCUGUGUGCUGACAUUACCAAACAAUUUUUAUCCUCUGAUGAUGAGAAGCGUCAACAAAUGAGUGAACAACUUGUCACUUUUGGAUUAAUUAAUUCAAUCAAUGGAAUCUUGAGCAACAAAAAUAUUAAUGUAACAAUCGAUGACAAACGUGUAGUGUGUGAAAUGAUUGCUGAAUUAGCCAAAUUUGAAAUUUGGAGGUUACCAUUAUCCUGUUCAAAUCUAUUUUCAGCCAUUGUUCCUGUCUUAUCAAGUGAUGAUUAUGGGGCUAUUAAGCAAGCUUGUCGAGCCAUUGGUAAUAUUUGUUACGAUAAUGAUACUGGACGAAGGUCAUUCACCAAAGUUGACGGAAUCAACAGCCUAGUUUCGUUGAUGAAAACUCUUAUCGAUUCCUCUGGUUCCAUUGAUGGUGAUUGUUCCACCGGUGGAUCCAAAUUGGAUGAAGUUCUUUCCCUAGUUACAAGCUGUUUGUUCAAUGUAAUCAAUACCUUUGACCAUGGUCAUGAUAUUGCUCUAUCUGCUGGUUUGCUGCCAAUUUUGUUGAAAAUUUUACACAACAAGGGAAACACCUUUGAAGAAACAAGCCUUUCGGCAACCUUCGUCCUACAAACUCUACCCGAAUCUGAAGUUGGCCGUAAAUACCUGACAAGGCACAAAAAUUUAACCGAACUCAUAAACUUGAUUACAAUUAACCGAGAUGAAGAUAUUUUAUCUGCUCUUUUGGAUACAUUACUGGUUAUAUCAGAAGAAGAUUCAGUCAAAAUUAGUCUAAUUGCUCAAGGACUACCAACCAAGCUGAUAAGCAUGUUAAUCGAAGAAAAUUUGAGUAAACCCAUUGAAAAAUUGAUUUUAAGUGUUAUAUCAUCUUGUAUACUUGAAGAUUCAUGUAUGGAUGUACUGUUUGAAAAUGGAUCAGGCAUGUUGUAUAAACAAUGUUUAAAAUGGAUUCAAGAUGCAUCAACUGAACAUCAUAUACUCACUUCUGCUAUAUUGAUUCUGGGAAACUUUGGCAGAACAGAUUCUAAUUGUUGCCAAAUUGUCAAAGAUUCAGGCCAUAAAGCAAUUUUAUCGGUAUUAUCUCGUAUCACUGGACCUGAUGGGGACUUUCAGCUUCAACAUGGCUGCCUUUCAGCUUUACGUAAUCUGUCAAUUGCCAGUGAAAACAAGGAAAUCCUGUCAAACCCUGAAACUCUGGAGACUCUUAUCUCAAUGUCUUCAGUGAAAGCUCAUCCCAUAGUAUUCAAGUUGCUUCAAUCUCUUCGCAUGUUAACAGAUAACCAAGAACCGGUGGCAACCCUGUUGGGUACCAAUGAAGACUUUUUGGACAAACUUAUUGGUUGGAGCACAAUUGAUGACCAUUAUGGUGUUAAAGCUGAAGCUUCACGUUUAUUAACUUGGAUUGUUAAAAACUCUAAAUGUCGAAUGGUUGUCGACAAUAUUGUAAGGUUAAAUGGAUUACGAGGUAUUAUCGAGAUGAUAUCAACUGGAGCUAAAUGUGGAAUCAUGCAAAAUGAAGCAUUCAUUGCACUUAUACUGAUGUUUGCCUCAACUGAUCCCCAGUUGGAAGAUCGUCUCAUUGAUGGAUCACUUGGUUAUCAUAUCCAUACUUUUCUCAGUUCCGCUUACAAUUCUCAAACGCUUAUUCAAAAUGAAAUUUUAAGCAAUUUCAUUACACUCAUGCAGCUUCUGGCAAGUCGUUCAAAGAACCUCAAAGCUCACCUAAUACUUCACAAGAUUCCAAAUGAUUUGCAAAAUAUUCCUCUCAAUGGAAACACAACCAUGAAUUCAAGGAUUAACCAAGUUUUACAGUUACUUCAAUGAAAUCCAAUACCAUUGUCUACCAUCAAAUAAGGAAAAAGUAGAUUAUCCAUCUUCAUGCAUUUCAAUGGCCACCUAAUUUUCACCAAUUAUCAUCAUUAAUUUAACUUUACUUAUCCUUCGCAAAUUUAAAAUGAUCCAGUAUUAGAGAUGUUUACUGGUCUUCCUUCAGAGAAAAAAGAUGAAAGCUUUGAUUACCAUGAUAUCAUUUCUAGGAUUCAUCGUUAUUUAUUUUAAUGGAAAACCUGUAGAAAGGCAACAUUUGUUUUAUUUAUUGUAACAAUUAACGAAAUCUUGGACAACUAAGGACAACACAAUUUACCAAAAAAGCAAAAUCAAUAUCAGCUUCUUCCGCAUACAAAAAUUAACACUAUUUUUAUAUUGUUAUCAUUUUUGUUUUGUUUUUUUUCGUUUUCCUUUAUUCCUUUAGCUUUCAUUUUCUUCUUUCCUUGAUUUAUUUUUACAAUUGUUGUGAUAGAAAUGGUCGGCAACAUUAAAAUAGAUUAAUCAAGGAAAGAAUUUAAUUUUAACUAAAUGGAUAAACAGUUGAUUGUAAUUAAUUUACUAGCAGCAAAACAGAGUAUAUUUUUAGCUUUCAAAUGUAGAUUUUAGAUGAUCAAGAGAGGAUAAAUUAUCAAGAUGAAAACAACAGAGUUAACUAUUUUACUGAUUAUCAACAAUUUAAAUCUUCUUGGACAAAGCAAAUUAUAUUGAUAAUUAUUUUUGGUAACAAGCAAAUCCAUUUCAUUUUAUUUCUUGAUUGUAAUUUAUCAAAGACUCAAUGUUGAACUUUCCAAAAUAUGUAAACCAAAAAUGUAACCUGUACCAACCCAUUGACUCUGUAUUUCUGGUUAUUAAUUGUAACAAUUAUACAGCCACAU
Molecule: messenger RNA, 2949 nt
Organism: Tetranychus urticae (two-spotted spider mite)
Lineage: Eukaryota; Metazoa; Arthropoda; Arachnida; Trombidiformes; Tetranychidae
Gene: vimar
Product: visceral mesodermal armadillo-repeats
Biological process (GO): positive regulation of GTPase activity
Molecular function (GO): guanyl-nucleotide exchange factor activity
Source: RefSeq, a predicted model, not a curated record